Molecule: messenger RNA, 444 nt
Organism: Penicillium chermesinum
Lineage: Eukaryota; Fungi; Ascomycota; Eurotiomycetes; Eurotiales; Aspergillaceae
Exons: 2
Coding region: 1-444 (147 amino acids)
Source: RefSeq, a predicted model, not a curated record
AUGAUAUACAAAUUGCGAGAUGAGCAAGCUGACAACAUCCCAAGGGGCUGUGUAACUCCUCUCGUGGUAGCUACUAUCACGCAGGAGUGGGUCGAGGCCUCGAAUGGCCCCGUCAACCCCGACCUCCUGGAGGGCUGGGAUGAAUUGACCGAGGACGAGCAAGCCAAGGUCAUUCGUGCCAUCAUGAAUGGCCGAGUCGACGACACCGACUGGCGUGGCGACCCCGAGAUGAACGUGAUCGGGGCCGUGGGCUUCCGUAGCAAGAAGUCAAAGACUGAGGCUCCCCCCAAGAAAGCAACGGGGAAGAAGCGAGCGCGGGGUGCUUCUCCGACUGAGGAAGAUGGUGAGCCCUCGUCGAAGUCCGCUCGUAGGGGUCGCGGUCGGGGUCGUGGCGGCGGCCGUGGCAGUCGUGGGGUUUGUGGUGACCCCAAGGAGGCUGCAUAA